This is a messenger RNA of Saccostrea cuccullata (small rock oyster), 969 nucleotides long. Its product is annotated as putative nuclease HARBI1. NCBI's taxonomy places the organism in Eukaryota, Metazoa, Mollusca, Bivalvia, Ostreida, Ostreidae. The record is from RefSeq and is a predicted model, not a curated record. The coding region runs from base 139 to 969 and encodes 276 amino acids. The transcript is spliced from 3 exons.
UUGAUCGUAACCAUAAGUUACGAAAAAUUUCUGUCUUACUAAACUUUUUAUCUUAAAUUACGUUAAAAAUCUUAUCGUAACUCUACGACAGCCUAUGGGCUAUCCUAAGUUACGAUUUUUUCGUAAAUGUAAAUAAAAAUGGCUGUCUUCAUAAUAUUUCGUGAUAUUUUGGGAGAAAAGGAAGACAAAUCUCCUCGUCGCCCCAGGAUUUUUAGGGACAGGAGUGAAGUUCUAGAUACUUUGACGGACGGUGAACUCAUUGAGCGCUAUAGGUUUCCGAGACACGUCAUUCUUUACUUGAUAGAGGAAGUGAAAGACCUCAUCCAGCCUAAAACUUGGAGAUCCCACUCUAUACCUGCACACAUUCAGGUUCUAACAUGUCUCAGAUUCCUAGCAAAAGGCGACUACCUCUCGGAAGUAGCGGACCUUCACGGCAUUUCUAAAGCGUCGGCAAGCGUGAUCAUACAGAGAGUAGUAGAAGCAAUAUGCCAAACACUGAAGAACAUUAAUUUUCCAACCUCUACUGAAGAACGAAGAAAGGUCAAAGCACACUUCUACAAGAUUGCAGGCUUUCCCGGUGUGGUUGGUGCCAUUGAUGGUACACAGAUUCCGAUUCAGGGAAUGAGUUCAGACUACGAGCCCUUGUAUAUAUGCAGAAAAGGGUACCAUUCCAUUAACGUGCAGGCUGUUGUUAAUCCCGAUUUAAGGUUUACAAAUGCCGUUUGCAAGUUUCCUGGGGCCACCCACGACGCCUACAUCUUGCAGAGCAGCUCUCUACCAAAUGUUGUUUCCAGCCUUGAGAAUGGAGGAUGGCUUGUAGGGGAUUCUGGCUACCCUCUGAAAGAGUGGCUGAUGACCGCUCUAACCAACCCAAGAACUGAACAGGAGGAGAGAUACAACAGAGCCCAUUGUAAGACCAGGAACGUCAUCGAGAGAGCUUUCGGUGUACUGAAAGCACGCUUCAGGUAA